This is a messenger RNA of Tupaia belangeri chinensis (Chinese tree shrew), 1014 nucleotides long. RefSeq names its product olfactory receptor 7A17. The coding region runs from base 1 to 1014 and encodes 337 amino acids. Gene Ontology annotation, molecular function: G protein-coupled receptor activity; olfactory receptor activity. The transcript has a single exon. Gene Ontology annotation, biological process: G protein-coupled receptor signaling pathway. The record is from RefSeq and is a predicted model, not a curated record. NCBI's taxonomy places the organism in Eukaryota, Metazoa, Chordata, Mammalia, Scandentia, Tupaiidae. Gene Ontology annotation, cellular component: membrane.
AUGGAUCCAGGAAACCAAACCACUAUUUCAGAAUUUCUCCUCCUGGGACUCUCAGAAGAGGCAGUACUACAGCCUUUCCUCUAUUGGCUGUUCCUGUCCAUGUACCUGGUCACCUUUAUUGGAAACCUGCUCAUCAUCCUGGCCAUUAUCAAAGAUUCCCUCUUGCAUACCCCCAUGUACUUCUUCCUCUCCAACCUGUCCUUGGUAGACAUUUGUUUCACCUCUACCACCGUCCCAAAGAUGCUGGUGAACAUCCAGACACAGAGCAAGGUCAUCACCUAUGCAGGCUGCAUCACCCAGAUGUACUUUUUUAUGCUUUUGGGACUAUUAGACAACUUCCUCUUGACAGUGAUGGCCUAUGACCGGUUUGUGGCCAUCUGUCACCCGCUGCACUACACAGUCAUCAUGAACCCCAAGUUCUGUGGAACUCUGCUUCUGGUAUCCUGGGUACUGAGUGCUCUGAAUUCUCUGUUACAUGGGUUACUAAUUUUGCGACUCUCUUUUUGUGCAAAGUCGGAAAUCCCUCACUUUUUCUGUGAACUUAAUCAGGUGAUCCAACUGGCUUGUUCGGACACGUUCCUCAAUGACUUAGCGAUAUACUUGACAACGGGACUUCUGGAUGUUAUUCCACUCGCUGGUAUCCUUUUCUCUUACUCUAAGAUAGUAUCCUCUAUUUUGAGAAUUUCAUCAGCUGGGGGCAGGUCUAAAGCAUUUUCCACGUGUGGGUCUCACCUCGCGGUGGUCUCCUUGUUCUAUGGCACAUGCCUUGGCGUGUAUCUUUGCUCAGCUGUUACCCAGAACUCCAGGGCAAGCGCGAUAGCUUCGGUGAUGUACACUGUGGUCACCCCCAUGCUAAACCCCUUCAUCUACAGUCUGCGGAACAAGGACAUGAAGCAGGCUCUAAGAAAACUCUUUGGGAAAAGCAGGUCUCUACACGAUCAAGUUCUUUGUCUCAGGAUUGAAAACGUGCUCACAAAUCCCAGGACUCCAAGCUCUGGACUCUCCAAAUCCUAA